Plasmodium relictum is the source of this 1347-nucleotide messenger RNA. Its product is annotated as conserved Plasmodium protein, unknown function. The record is from RefSeq and is a predicted model, not a curated record. The transcript has 10 exons. The coding region runs from base 1 to 1347 and encodes 448 amino acids. NCBI's taxonomy places the organism in Eukaryota, Apicomplexa, Aconoidasida, Haemosporida, Plasmodiidae.
AUGGCUAAAAUCAUAUGUUUAAUUGGUAAUGGGAUAGAUGCAUUGUGUCUAGGUUAUUAUUUACAAAGAAUUAAAAUAAGUACCAAUAUAUUAUUAACUAAUAAAAGAUGCAAAUUUAUUAAUACCUAUUUUCAUAACUCUAAUAUAAUUGAAAAUGGGUAUUACUCUUUUAUUUUAAAUGAAAAUUCAAAAUUAUUUUCAUCAUUUAUGAAGAAUUUAAAUAUUGAAGCAAAAAUUUUAGAAAGAAAUGAAUAUUCAAAUAAUAUUUCUUAUUUAGAUGAAAACGGAAAUACUUAUAAAAUUAAUAAAUUUUUAUUUAGAAUUUUUUAUUAUUUUUUCAAAGAUUAUUUUAUUAAUAAAUCAAUAAAUAUUGAAAAAAAUGAAAACUUACACAGUUUUUUAUUAAAAUAUGUUGAUAAAGAAAUUUGUGAAAAUUUAAUUAUUCCCUAUUGUUAUCAUUAUUUUAAUUAUCAUCCUCGAUUUGUAUUAAUGAAUUCACAUUUUCCCAAUUUUGUAGAAAAAAUAAAAAAUAAAAAAUCUAUAAUAAAAUCAAUUUUAUCUUAUAAUAAAAACAAUUCUAUCUUUUUUUCUAAAAAUAAAAAAAUUUUUACAUUUAAAGAAGGAAAUGAUAUAUUAACUAGAAAACUUAUAGAAAAUUUAAAAAUAAGCAAUAAUGUUAAAUUGAUAAACAACAUAAAUAAUUUACAAAUUAAAUCAAAAAAAAAUAAAAUAAAGAUAUUUUUGGGUAGAGAAAUUCUAAAAUGUGAUGAAGUAGUUUUUUGUCUUAAUCCAUUGGAAUUAAAAAAAAUUUUUAAAAAAUCAAAAAUAGAAUAUAAAAAGAAAAAUAUCAUAAUAAAAUAUUUAUCUAAUUUCCGUACAAGCAAAAUAAAAAUAACCAAUGUUUGUUUUAAAAAAAAUGUAUUACCUUUCUCAUAUUCACUAGAAUCCUUGUUAUUAAUUAAAAAAAAUGAAAAAAACAAAAUAAUUUCUUUAUUAUACGAUAAUAACAUAUUUCCACAAUUUAACAAAAAUAUUUCAAAAAGUUUUUCUAAACAUGAUAUCUUCGAAACAAGCUUAAGAUUUUUAAGUACAGAACAAAAUGAUAAUAAAUCAAUAAAUGAAAUAAAUGAUUUCUUACAUGGAACUUUAAAAGUGAAAGAAAAACCAGAUUUAAUUAUCAGCAAUUAUUAUGAUGUCUUUCCUUAUAAUGCAAAUACUGAUAAAAUUUUCAAAAAAUUAAUUAACAAAAAUUUUAAAAAAGUAAAAAUUUUUUGGCCAUUUUCUUUUUUUAAGAACUUUGAAUUUUGUUUAAGUGAAGCUAAAAGUUUUAGUGAAACUAUUAUAUAA